Panicum virgatum (switchgrass) is the source of this 1879-nucleotide messenger RNA. Its product is annotated as cytochrome P450 89A2-like. Lineage: Eukaryota; Viridiplantae; Streptophyta; Magnoliopsida; Poales; Poaceae. Gene Ontology annotation, molecular function: iron ion binding; heme binding; oxidoreductase activity, acting on paired donors, with incorporation or reduction of molecular oxygen, NAD(P)H as one donor, and incorporation of one atom of oxygen. The transcript has a single exon. The coding region runs from base 52 to 1611 and encodes 519 amino acids. Gene Ontology annotation, cellular component: membrane. The record is from RefSeq and is a predicted model, not a curated record.
UCCCCGGCGAGCACGGCCACGGCCACGACCACAUCGUCACCACCGCCGGCCAUGGAGGACUGGCUCUUCUACUCCCUCACCACGCUCUUCUGCCUCCUCUGCUCGCUCCUGCUGCGGCGAACCCGCAGCCCAGGCAAGGCCGUCCACUCGGCAGCCGAUGCAUCCGUCCCUCCUCUCCCUCCCGGCCCCGCGUCGCCGCCGGUGGUCGGCCCGCUGCGCUUCCUCGCCCGCCGCGACUUCGACCUGGAGCCCGUGCUCCGCCGCAUCGCGCGGGAGCACGGCCCGGUCUUCACCUUCGCGCCGCUCGGCAAGGCGCGCCCCACCAUCUUCGUGGCGGCGCGCGGCGCGGCGCACCGCGCGCUCGUGCAGCGCGGCGCGGUGUUCGCCUCCCGCCCGCCGCCGACGACCUCCGGCGCCGUGCUCACCAGCGGCGGCCGCAACGUGAGCUCCUCCCCCUACGGCGCCACGUGGCGCGCGCUGCGGCGGAACCUCGCCGCCGGCGUGCUCAACCCGGCGCGGCUGCGGGCCUUCUCCCCGGCGCGGCGGUGGGUGCUCGACGUCCUCGUCUCCCGCGUCCGCGUCGAAGGCGGCCGCGGCGGGGAGCGCCCCGUCGCCGUGAUGGAGCCCUUCCAGUACGCCAUGUUCUGCCUCCUCGUGUACAUGUGCUUCGGCGACCGCCUCGGGGACGCCCGCGUGAGGGACAUCGAGGCCACGCAGCGGGAGCUCCUCGGCAGCUUCCUCAGCUUCCAGGUCUUCUCCUUCCUCCCGACGGUCACCAAGGUCGUAUUCCGGCGGCGGUGGGAGAAGCUCGUCUCGCUGCGGCGGCGGCAGGAGGAGCUCUUCGUCCCGCUGAUCCAGGCGAGGAGGGACGCCGGCGCCGGCGGGGACGACUGCUACGUCGACUCCAUGGUGAAGCUGACCAUCCCCGAGGACGGCGGGAGCAGGGCGCUCACCGACGGCGAGAUCGUGAGCCUCUGCUCUGAGUUCCUCAGCGCCGGCACCGACACCACGGCCACCACGCUGCAGUGGAUCCUGGCGAACUUGGUCAAGAACCGAGCGAUGCAGGACAGGCUGCGGGACGAGGUGAACGGCGUCGUCGGCGCCGACGGCGAGGUGCGGGAGGACGACCUGCAGGCGAUGCCGUACCUCAAGGCGGUGGUGCUGGAGGGGCUCCGGCGCCACCCGCCGGGGCACUACGUGCUCCCGCACGCCGCGCACGAGGACACGACGCUGGACGGGUACCGCGUGCCCGCCGGCGCGCCGGUGAACUUCGCGGUGGGGGACAUGGGCCUCGACGAGGAGGUGUGGGACGCGCCGUCGGAGUUCCGGCCGGAGCGGUUCCUGCCCGGCGGGGAAGGGGAGGAUGUGGACCUGACGGGGAGCAAGGAGAUCAAGAUGAUGCCCUUCGGCGCGGGGCGGAGGGUCUGCCCCGGCAUGGCGCUCGCGCUGCUGCACCUCGAGUACUUCGUGGCCAACCUCGUGAGGGAGUUCGAGUGGCGCGAGGCCGACGACGGCGAGGAGGUGGACCUCACCGAGAAGCUUGAGUUCACCGUGGUCAUGAAGCGGCCGCUCAGGGCCAGGGCCGUGCCGCCCGGCGUUGCAGCUGCUUGAUCGAUCGAGUUCACUCUUCUCUCUAGCAUGGUAGUGGAAUAUUGGGAUUCUUUGCCUAUCAUGUCGUGCCAUUAUGUUAUGUAUACCCAACGAUUAGGGUGACGAAUUAACUUUCUCUUGUUCUUUUGGGUGUGUACUAGUGGUCGUAGCAACCUGAAGCUAGCUCAACUAGUGUGUAUGUGUGUACAAUAAGGCAUCAAUUAGUAACUAUUUAGUAUACACUGCUACGGAGUUGAAUUUAUGGUCACAGCGUGUCUCGGGGACUUUA